AUGUCCUCAACUAGAUCCAAUGCCCGUUUGAUCAGAUUCGGGAUCUUUGCCUUAGUAUUGAUUGGUUGCGGGUUCAUACUCACAAAGGGCACCUCUUUCCAGUCUCCGGAAUUGUCAACGUCGUCACCACCACCGCAACAACAACAACAACAACAACAACAACAACAACAACAACAACAACAAUCUCCUAAACAGUCGCCAUCAUCGCCAUCUUCAUCGUCGUCGUCGUCGUCUCAGCAAAAGGGCACAGGCGAUGGCUCACUCCAAAACAUUGAGCUUCCAUACACCCCUAAAAACAUGGGUCCAAUAGCCAAGGCCCACGUUGGUGGUGACGGUAACCCACAGUACAUUGAUCAGAAAAACAUUGAUCCUGCCACGUACUCGCCCGAAAAGGACAAAAUCAAAGCCACGUUUGUUUCCUUGGCUCGUAAUAAGGAUUUAUGGUCUUUGAUGGAUUCCAUUAGGCAAGUUGAAGACCGUUUCAAUCGUAAGUACCACUACGACUGGGUGUUCCUUAAUGAAGUUGAAUUCGAUGAUGAAUUCAAAACCACUGUGUCUGCUGCUGUUAGUGGUGAGGCCAAGUUUGGAUUGAUUCCCAAGGACCAUUGGUCAUACCCACCAUGGAUCGAUCAGGAAAAAGCGGCAUUGGUGAGAGAACAAAUGAGAGAAAAGAAGAUCAUUUAUGGCCACUCUGAGUCUUAUAGACACAUGUGUCGGUUCGAGUCUGGAUUUUUUUGGAGACAAGAUCUCUUGAAAGAUUACGAAUACUACUGGCGUGUUGAGCCUGACAUCAAAAUCUUCUGCGAUAUCGACUAUGACAUAUUCAAAUGGAUGAAGGACAAUGACAAGAGUUAUAGUUUCACCGUGUCAUUACCAGAAUACAAGGAAACCAUCCCUACAUUAUGGGACACUACCAAAGAAUUCAUUGAAAAGAACCCACAAUACUUGGCAGAAAACAAUAUGAUGGAAUGGUUGAGUGACGACAAGGGCAAAACGUACAAUGGAUGUCAUUUCUGGUCCAAUUUUGAAAUUGCCCGUUUGGAUUUCUGGAGAAGUGACGCAUACAGACACUAUUUCGAGCAUUUGGAUAAGGCCGGCGGGUUCUUUUAUGAGCGGUGGGGCGAUGCUCCUGUGCAUUCGAUUGCGGCUGCCCUUUUUUUGCCUAAGGAUAAAGUCCACUUUUUUGAAGAUGUGGGGUAUUUCCAUGUCCCGUUUAAUAAUUGCCCCGUUGAUCCCAAGAUCAGAUCUGAGCGUAAUUGUGUUUGUGAUCCAAAUAAGGACUUUACUUGGAAGGGGUAUUCAUGUGUUUCAAAGUACUACACGGUGAAUAAUUUCAAGAGACAAAAGAAUUGGGAGAAGUUUACCGGGUAG
Lodderomyces theae is the source of this 1371-nucleotide messenger RNA. RefSeq names its product alpha-1,2-mannosyltransferase KTR1 (gene MNT1). The transcript has a single exon. Gene Ontology annotation, molecular function: alpha-1,2-mannosyltransferase activity. Gene Ontology annotation, biological process: cell wall mannoprotein biosynthetic process; protein N-linked glycosylation; protein O-linked glycosylation. NCBI's taxonomy places the organism in Eukaryota, Fungi, Ascomycota, Pichiomycetes, Serinales, Debaryomycetaceae. Gene Ontology annotation, cellular component: membrane; Golgi apparatus. Bases 1 to 1371 code for a protein of 456 amino acids. The record is from RefSeq and is a predicted model, not a curated record.